Helobdella robusta is the source of this 1263-nucleotide messenger RNA. RefSeq lists its product as hypothetical. The transcript is spliced from 7 exons. NCBI's taxonomy places the organism in Eukaryota, Metazoa, Annelida, Clitellata, Rhynchobdellida, Glossiphoniidae. The record is from RefSeq and is a predicted model, not a curated record. Gene Ontology annotation, cellular component: cilium. The coding region runs from base 1 to 1263 and encodes 420 amino acids.
AUGGAGCCAUCGGAUGACUGCUAUGAUCCAGUUACAGACACUUCACGCUUGGAGCCGCUAUCUGAACAGGACCUGAAGGAGGCCUCCGUCAUCAUUGACCGAUUCGGAAUGGAAAUUGCAUGCAAACUCUGGUCGAAGAAAUGGCAGCAACGUUUGGAAGGGUUGGAGUUAGUGAGGUCUGAGAUGGAGAGCUUGAAAGGAAACAUGAACAACAGCGGCGCAUACGUUAAUAACAGCACUCUGUUGAACAACAACAAUAGUUUCAUUGGCAACGAUGUCAAGGAACAUAGAUUGCAGUACGUGAAAGCAUUUGAUCUGAUCUUUCAGAAGAAUGUUAAAGAUCAUAUUUUUCAGGUCUUUCAGACUCUCCUUAAUUUAACAUUAAGCUUCUUGGUGGUGUUUCAAUUCUCAAAUGGUCCUGCUGCUCAGAAGUCUUCCAACCUGCCAACUCUUGAUCUUGUCAUACCAAUCCUGGUGCUGAAGCUGGGAGAUAAUUGUCAAAGUGCAAUAAGCAGUGAAUGUGUGAAGGCCUGCAAAAGCAACCCAUCAUCCAAGCUGCUCUUUCUCAACGUCCUCUCCUUCAUGCAUCUCGUCUACGUUGAAAGUUAUCAGGAUUGGCCCAUGCCGACAGACCAGUUGAUGCCGUUCCUCAUUUAUUGCCUCUCAAGCAACCACUUUGAAGUUCGCGAGAGAACAGAAGAGUUCGUCAUGGACGUCUACAAAAACAAUCGUCAAGUAGUCAGAGGGUUCUUUCCUGCUGACGAGAAUGUAAAAAUUAAAACCGCUAAAAACAUUCUCUACAAACAUUUACUAAACAAGUUUGAUGCACUAGAUGGAUCUAAUAGUAAGUCAAACAUCAGUGCCGCAAUCUCUUCACAAGCACAACAGGCAUUGCCUCAGAAGCAGAAAAAUGUUGCACCUGUAGCGAUUGCUAUAAAAAAUGACGACAGACGACAACCACGUCAACCAGAGCCACAUACAGAGAGCACUAGGAAAAAUGGCAACGUCACGUUGAAGCAACAAAACAAAACAAACAUCCCAAAGCCAAAGACCAAUUUAUCAAAAUUUAAUGUUGAAGAUAAAUUUUCUCCCGCAACAAAAUCAGUUUCUGGGGUGAUUAAAAUCUCGGGCGAUUCAGGACCGAACAACAAAGAAAAUAAAUUCAUUCAGCAGCAUUCGUUGCAUCAGAAGAAUGAUCAACGAGAUAACUUGAAUGUACAGGACCAUGAGCUGUACCAUGAUUAUGAUGAUAGAAGGUUCUGA